UACAGAUUGGAAUAUCUUUACUCAUUAUUUUAUAUGUUGAACUUAGUACCAGCUAUAGUUAGUUGCUAUGACGGACUCGAGAUGUUUGGUGAAGUUAACUAGCAACGAGACCGCGGACGAAAAUAUGAAGAUGAAAUACUUUCGAGCGGUGCAGGAGGCCGAACUAUGGAAGCAGAGGUAUUAUGAGGUAACGAAUGAAAAAGUCGCGCAGCUACGAAAUAUUGAAUCAAGUUUAAUGGUUUUGGAAGCAAAGUUACAAGCAGAGAGAAGAGACAUUGAAAAAAGAUUGCAUAAGCAAUAUCGAACAAUAAAAGAACAAAAGAGAAAAAUUGCAAAAUUAACAACAGCAAAUCAGAAGCUCUUAACAGGGAUGAUGAAAUUAAGUCAAAAUUCGAUGAUUAGUUCAAAAUCAACGUCUGAUGCGUCAUACCAAAGUCACGCACCACCGAAUUAUAAAUCAGUCAACCGUGUCGAAUCUCAACCAAUCAUGAGGCCGAGCUGUAAAUCGGAAUUUUCACCGGCCCACCGAAGCGUGAAAUUCGAAGACAAUUUAUUACGUCAUAAAGGAAAUUCGAAAACUCAUCGCUCGAAAAGUUUGCCCAUGAACAAAUGCGUAGUUCGCCAUACCACAACGUGUUAGCACACGAUAAACAUAAUGACACCUUACUUUAUGACCAUGUAUUGACAUGCCCGUUCAAAUAUAUAGUAUAGGGUGGGGAAAGAUGGGACACUUUUUCAAUCAAUUUUAUCGUCCCAUUUGUGAGUUGUGAGAACAAAAAAACAUUGAGGGAAUUAUAAAACUAUAUUCUCACGACUCCCAUAAACCGUUGUUAAUUGUUUAAAACACAAUCAGAAAAUUAGGAUAUUAUGUACCGAAGGUGUCCCGUCUUCUCCCACUGUACUAUUAUGUUAACAUACUCGCAUUGGAAAGUCGGGCAGUUUAGUAAUGCUGAAUACUGCAUAGUACUGUGGGGUAAGAUGGAAUACUGUUUGCACAUAAUAUCCCAUAUUUCCUGACCGUGUUUUCAACAAUUUACUACGCACUUUUAGACCUGUAAAUAAUCUGUGUUUACUAUUUAAUGGGACGAGUAUAGAGAAAAAUCAUAUCCCAUGUUGCCCCACCCUACUAUAUGUGGUUACAGAAGUAAAACAGGGGCUUCACUAAUGUAUGUUGCUAAACAUAAAAUGCAGUUUCUCUGCCCUACUUCAAUGUAACGACUAAUACCAUGUCCUUUUUCUUUUAAAAUUACUUAUAAUGAGAUUAUAUACGCUGCACUUCGUCUUAUUGCUCUUUUAUAAAUGUUGUUCGUGUCUUAAAUAAAUGAAAAAAAG
Molecule: messenger RNA, 1332 nt
Organism: Ciona intestinalis (vase tunicate)
Lineage: Eukaryota; Metazoa; Chordata; Ascidiacea; Phlebobranchia; Cionidae
Source: RefSeq, a predicted model, not a curated record